Molecule: messenger RNA, 378 nt
Organism: Funneliformis caledonium
Lineage: Eukaryota; Fungi; Glomeromycota; Glomeromycetes; Glomerales; Glomeraceae
Source: the annotation of a GenBank genome assembly
AUGAUAAUUCAUGAUUUAGUAACCAUCUUAUUUAAAUCUUACUUGACACCACAUCAAACUUCAUUAAAAAAUGAAACAGGUUUAAGACUGUCCAGGAACAAUAAUAAUGAAAAACAUAAUUAUAGUCCACCACAAACUCCUGCCUUGUUCCUUUCAAAUGGUGGAAGGAGGGAUAGCGUUAGUUUGAUAAGUAGGGCGCCCCUUUCCCCAUUUUUGUAUCAGCCUCCUUUUCCUUAUAGUGCUGAAGAUCUUGAAGGGGAUGAAGAAGUGGGUAUGUCGCAAGAAAAUGUGGAUUUUAAUAAAAGUGAUGUGGUUAAUGAUGCUAAUUCGAUCGUCACCAAACCCCAGUCUAGUUAUAACCCUCAUUUGAAUCUAUAG